CGAAGUAGAGGAAUCAGACUUAAAUGAUGACGAUGAUAACAGCGAAAUCCUUACUCUGUGCCAGGCACAUUGUUAAGCUCUUUGCAUAGUUACUUUUUUAACUUUGUUGAUAGCCUUAGGAAGUUGGUAUUACCAUCAAGGACUGGAACUUUGGAAAGGUUAAGCAUUUUGUUCAAGGACACGCUGGGUAGGAGAACAGAUCUGAUUUCAAAGCCUAUGCUGUUAAGUACUGCAGUAUUGUUUCUCUUAUGCUAAGGGCAGAACCAGGACCACUGUGGGGAAAGUAAAAUAUAGGCAUAUUCUUCUGGAAUAAAGAAUCACCUCACAGCGCUAUCUCGUCAUAGAAGAGCCUUCCUCGGUAGGUAGGUAGUGAACUCCCUGUCACUGAAGAUGGGAAAGUAGAACACAGCACUCCACUGAUUGGUCAGCAGAGGGGAUCCUUGUAUCAGGUUGAACUAGAUAAUGUCUAAGGAACUUAUAAGAGGAGAAAAAUAGACUUCCUGGAGGAAACAUAGAAUUGGGAGAGAGUGGAAGGGGUGGGGCAGCCUGAACAGCAGGAAGCAGUGUGAGCAAAGAUGUGGAGGUAGUAAGAAGCGUGGAGGGUAGGUUUGGUCACACAGAGUGACUGUGGGAGAAAACUGCAGGGCAAAAGCCUGGCAAGGAAAGGGGGCCCAGGCAACCAGGCUGAGAUAUGUAUACUUGCUGAACCUGGCAGCUGUAGGUUCUUAAGCAAGGCCAACAGCCAUGAUGAAAGUAUCCGAACUUUUGGUCACAUCUAGAUGUGUCACUGACCCUCAGAGGACCCACAUUUUAUUUGUCUGUGCUGGGAAUAGAGCCAUGUUGCUGGUGGUGUGGGAGGCCUAGAGGUUUCCUGACCACAGGACUGGGAGAUGCGUGGCACCACAGUCAAGAAGGUGAUACGAUCCAAGAUCCACAAAUUCCUGGAUAUCUUUGUCAUCCGCUCCUCCUUCUUUCUUCACUUUCUGCUGAAUUACUUUGUCAAUGGAGGGAGGAAGAAAAUGUUCUUUUUAGAGGAAUGUACCACAACAAAAAGCUCAUCAGCACAAACUGUUCUAAAAUAACACAAAAGCUGUCACCCUGCUUUUCCCUGUGCCAGUGGUGAGCUGUUCUUUUUCAGUGUAGCUUCUGCCUGCCUUGGCUUCAGCUGCUCUCCCUACAGUCCGGGCCUCUGGUGGGCAGAGGGGCCUGCCAGUCUGGGGUCUCAUGAUCAUUCACAAGCUAUUUUCUCCUUGAAAGAGAAAGUCACGGUAGCAAAGUGUGUGUGUUUGAGUCAGUCUCAACAUAGAUGGAGUUCAUGAUCUAACUAGACCAUUGGGUGGGCAGCUCAGAGCUUGGAAUAUCAGAUUAUGGAUGCUGAGACACCAGAGAUGAAACCCUGGUUGUGCUGGCCAUCAAGGACCUGAGAUUCUUAUGUCCCGCUUAAAAGAAUUGCUGAUUACCCAAGGACCCUAGGAGAAAUCUGCUGGGAUACUCUAUUAAGCCCUCAUUUAUUCAGCCUCAUAUCGGUAAGUUUUUCAGAUAACUGAACUAUAACCUCAUUUCUAGAUAUUUAAAAAUCUUAGCCAUUUUUGAAGUAAGUUUUCCUUCUUACAGAUGACUGUGAACAGAUUGUUACUUUCUUUGGAUUAUUCAAAGCAUGUCUUCAGGGCCUCUUGCACUGUUACCCCAGUGCUUACAUUCCUGUAUGCAUUGUUGUGAUUUCUUUUUAUAGUUUUCUAUCUCUUCGUUGAUUCAUUCUCAUUUCUGAUCUUUCUGUCUCUGCUGUAAGCUAUGAAAUUAGACUUUCGGUAAACUGAGACUCAGCAGCCAUUUUAUAGACAAUAUACAGUCGCUCGUGUGGGGGGAAGCCAAUUUGACUUCUCAGGUGUCAUCUCUGCUUGCUUUUGUCCUAGGUAGCAGAGGCUAUGGAUUGUGGGCCCUUCAGAUGAGCAAGAUGGCACUAUUGGUGCUGGUGUCCUCCUUGCAAAGCUGACAGGGAGUUCUGCCAGCCUGGCAGUGUGGGAAUUCAUGACCUGUGUUCUACUGAGACCUCUGUUCCUGAGGGAAGACCUCAAUUACCACGACCCAACGGUGAAACACAGCACCUUCCAUGGUGAGGAUAAGCUCAUCAGCGUAGAGGACUUGUGGAAGGCAUGGAAGUCUUCAGAAGUAUACAACUGGACCGUGGAUGAGGUGGUGCAGUGGCUGAUCACAUAUGUGGAGCUGCCUCAGUAUGAGGAGACCUUCCGGAAGCUGCAGCUCAGUGGCCAUGCCAUGCCGAGGCUCGCUGUAACCAACACCACCAUGACAGGGACUGUGCUAAAGAUGACAGACCGGAGCCAUCGGCAGAAGCUGCAGCUGAAGGCCCUGGACACAGUGCUCUUUGGGCCUCCUCUCUUGACCCGCCAUAAUCACCUCAAGGACUUCAUGCUUGUGGUGUCUAUCGUUAUUGGUGUGGGCGGCUGCUGGUUUGCUUAUAUCCAGAACCGUUACUCCAAGGAGCACAUGAAGAAGAUGAUGAAGGAUCUGGAGGGCUUACACCGAGCUGAGCAGAGUCUGCAUGACCUUCAGGAAAGGCUGCACAAAGCUCAGGAGGAGCACCGCACAGUGGAAGUGGAGAAGGUACACCUGGAGAAGAAGCUGCGUGAUGAGAUCAGCCUUGCCAAGCAGGAAGCCCAGCGGCUGAAGGAGCUGCGGGAGGGUACUGAGAAUGAACGGAGCCGCCAAAAAUAUGCUGAGGAGGAGUUGGAGCAGGUCCGGGAGGCCUUGAGGAAAGCAGAGAAGGAGCUGGAAUCACAUAGCUCAUGGUAUGCUCCAGAGGCCCUUCAGAAGUGGCUGCAGCUGACACACGAGGUGGAGGUACAGUACUACAACAUCAAGAAGCAAAAUGCCGAGAAGCAGCUGCUGGUGGCCAAGGAGGGGGCUGAGAAGAUAAAAAAGAAGAGAAACACACUCUUUGGCACCUUCCACGUGGCCCACAGCUCUUCCCUGGAUGAUGUGGAUCACAAAAUCUUAACAGCUAAGCAAGCUCUGAGCGAGGUGACGGCAGCACUGCGGGAACGCCUGCACCGCUGGCAACAGAUUGAGAUCCUCUGUGGCUUCCAGAUUGUCAAUAACCCUGGUGUCCACUCCCUGGUGGCUGCCCUCAACAUAGAUCCCAGCUGGAUGGGUAGUACGCGCCCCAACCCUGCCCACUUCAUCAUGACUGACGAUGUGGACGACAUGGAUGAGGAGAUUGUGUCACCCUUGUCCAUGCAGUAUGCUGCCUGGCUGAUGGGGCGUAGGUUCAGUGACCGCUCUCUCUGCUCAGCAUCCGCCGGCUCGGAUGAUCAGUCCCUCUGGAAAUACCCGGCCCCCAGCCUGCAGAGCAGCAGCGUCCGGCAGCGCCUGACGGAACCACAGCAUGGCCUGGGAUCUCAGAGGGAUUUGACCCAUUCCGAUUCGGAGUCCUCCCUCCACAUGAGUGACCGCCAGCGUCUGGUCCUCAAGCCUCCUCAGAUGGUCCGUGCUGCAGAUGAGGCUCUCAGUGCCAUGACUUCUAACGGCAGCCACCGGCUGAUUGAGGGGGUCCAUCCCGCCUCUCUGGUGGAGAAACUGCCUGACAGCCCUGCCCUGGCCAAGAAGGCACUGCUGGCACUGAACCACGGGCUGGACAAGGCCCACAGCCUGAUGGAGCUGAGCUCCCCAGCCCCACCUAGUGGUUCUCCACAUUUGGAUUCUUCCCGUUCUCACAGCCCCAGUUCCCCAGACCCAGACACGCCGUCUCCGGCUGGGGACAGCAGAGCCCUGCAGUCUAGCCGAAAUACACGUAUUCCCCACCUGGCUGGCAAGAAGGCUGUGGCUGAGGAGGAUAAUGGCUCCAUUGGUGAGGAGACAGACUCCAGCCCAGGCCGGAAGAAGUUUCCCCUCAAAAUCUUUAAGAAGCCUCUUAAGAAGUAGGCAGGAUGAGGGUGGCAGUUGUGGGACAGCUUGUCCUCACCUGGUCUUCUGCCUCCCCUUCCCUCCCUUCCAACAUACCUGGCCCCCAGCAUGGGGCAUGGGAGGGGCUGGCCCUGGGGCCUGGGCACUGUACAUACUUGCCCCCCGUAUCCUUGGGUCCUUCAACAUUAUUUAUUAACUGACCACCAUGGCCUGCCUGCCCUGCCUCCCUCCCAACCAUGGGCUGCUGCUGUCACUCCCUCUCCACUUCAGUGCAUGUCUUAGUUGCUGCCCCCUCAGCUCUCAGUCCACCUCUGGGGUCCAGCUUCUGUCUCUGCUGUCCCAGUUUUGAGGUUUGGUUUCUUGUUUCUCUCUGUCUCCUGCUUUUGGACUCCCCCCCGCCCCGCCACUCCCCAACUUCCCCUAGAGGCUAGGGGGGAAGAGAGGGGCAGUAACUUCUGACACCUGUGCCUCAGAUCUCUUCCACCUCACCGACCAUGGUUCUGUUUGCCCCAGACUGGGGCCUAGGACCUAAUAUUUGCAGUUUGCUCUCUGGGAGUGUGGUGGGCCAGAGGGAACCUCAGCCUGGAGCUCACUGAGGCCUCCAGGGGUCCAUGGGGGAGCGAAACCAACUCCCACAGGACAAGCCACUAGAGUUCUGAAGAGAGGCUAGGCUAGGGGAUAGAUCGGAAGAGACUUCUAGUUGGAGGAUGAGUGGAAGCCAGAGGUGUGGGCUACAAAGCAGUCACCUUUUCUCUCUUCUCUCACUCACACCUGCCUCUCUCUUAUCCCCGCUCCCCCACCCUGCAGGAGGGUUUGUCUAUAAGAGGCGCUGCCCAAAUGCUCCCCAAGCCUCAUUACUCCUGAGGCUCAGGACAGUGGGCUCCCAUGGCCGUGGGAGCCUCAGCUAUGAUACAGGGCUCUAAUGGGGCCUUGGAGCUGCUGGGCAGGAUGUUGUCACAUUUGAACCAAAAGACAGUUUAAAGUUGAAAAAUGAAAUCUCCUGAAUUUCCCAAGUGCCUGCACUGCAUACUUGCCCUGUGAGACCCCAUUUUCAUGUUACUGCAUAUCUUGGGCCAGAGGCUCAAGAAGGACACAGCCGGUUUAGGGAAGGGGGUGGCUAAGGAAGAUGGUGUAGGUCAAGGUGGCUGUGUGACCACUCCCCCGCCCUUCCCACCCUCUAGACAACUCUCUCCCUUCCCUGUUUUUGCAAUGGCUGUAAAGGUAUUUUCCCUCUGCCCCACUCCCUGCCGUGUCUUUACUCUGGGAUCCUAUUUUGGGCCUGGGGUGGGGGCACCUGGGGCUGGUCUUGGGAGGGUGCUAGGCUGCAGACUGCCUUGUACCCCCUGGACACCCUCACAUGGGUUUUUCUGUGUUAUUUCAUAAGACUCUUUGAAGUCCAAUAAAGCAUGUAGGAGAUUUUAACCUCU
Molecule: messenger RNA, 5348 nt
Organism: Aethalodelphis obliquidens (Pacific white-sided dolphin)
Lineage: Eukaryota; Metazoa; Chordata; Mammalia; Artiodactyla; Delphinidae
Gene: STIM1
Product: stromal interaction molecule 1
Exons: 12
Coding region: 2029-3939 (636 amino acids)
Biological process (GO): activation of store-operated calcium channel activity; intracellular calcium ion homeostasis; store-operated calcium entry
Cellular component (GO): endoplasmic reticulum; plasma membrane
Molecular function (GO): calcium ion binding; calcium channel regulator activity; protein binding
Source: RefSeq, a predicted model, not a curated record